Procambarus clarkii (red swamp crayfish) is the source of this 1347-nucleotide messenger RNA. RefSeq names its product formin-2-like. The record is from RefSeq and is a predicted model, not a curated record. Lineage: Eukaryota; Metazoa; Arthropoda; Malacostraca; Decapoda; Cambaridae.
AUGUCUGUCUGUCUGCCAACUUCGUCUCCUGCUAUGUCUGUCUGCCUGGCUGCCAUCCCCGCCUACAGAGAGCCCCGGGGCUGCCAUCCCCGCCUCCAGAGAGCCCCGGGGCUGCCAUCCCCGCCUCCAGAGAGCCCCUGGGCUGCCAUCCCCGCCUCCAGAGAGCCCCGGGGCUGCCAUCCCCGCCUCCAGAGAGCCCCGGGGCUGCCAUCCCCGCCUCCAGAGAGCCCCGGGCUGCCAUCCCCGCCUCCAGAUAGCCCCGGGGCUGCCAUCCCCGCCUCCAGAGAGCCCCGGGGCUGCCAUCCCCGCCUCCAGAGAGCCCCGGGGCUGCCAUCCCCGCCUCCAGAGAGCCCCGGGGCUGCCAUCCCCGCCUCCAGAGCCCCGGGGCUGCCAUCCCCGCCUCCAGAGAGCCCCUGGGCUGCCAUCCCCGCCUCCAGAGAGCCCCGGGGCUGCCAUCCCCGCCUCCAGAGAGCCCCGGGGCUGCCAUCCCCGCCUCCAGAGAGCCCCGGGGCUGCCAUCCCCGCCUCCAGAGAGCCCCGGGGCUGCCAUCCCCGCCUCCAGAGAGCCCCGGGGCUGCCAUCCCCGCCUCCAGAGCCCCGGGGCUGCCAUCCCCGCCUCCAGAGAGCCCCGGGGCUGCCAUCCCCGCCUCCAGAGAGCCCCGGGGCUGCCAUCCCCGCCUCCAGAGAGCCCCGAGGCUGCCAUCACCGCCUAGGGAGAGCCCCGGGGCUGCCAUCCCCGCCUCCAGAGAGCCCCGGGGCUGCCAUCCCCGCCUCCAGAGAGCCCCGUGGCUGCCAUCACCGCCUAGGGAGAGCCCCGGGGCUGCCAUCCCCGCCUCCAGAGAGCCCCGGGGCUGCCAUCCCCGCCUCCAGAGAGCCCCGGGGCUGCCAUCCCCGCCUCCAGAGAGCCCCGUGGCUGUCAUCACCGCCUAGGGAGAGCCCCGGGGCUGCCAUCGCCGCCUCCAGAGAGCCCCGUGGCUGCCAUCCCCGCCUCCAGAGAGCCCCGGGGCUGCCAUCCCCGCCUCCAGAGAGCCCCGGGGCUGCCAUCCCUGCCUCCAGAGAGCCCCGGGGCUGCCAUCACCGCCUAGGGAGAGCCCCGUGGCUGCCAUCACCGCCUAGGGAGAGCCCCGGGGCUGCCAUCCCCGCCUCCAGAGAGCUCCUGGGCUGCCAUCCCCGCCUCCAGAGAGCCCCGGGGCUGCCAUCCCCGCGGCUGCCAUCACCGCCUAGGGAGAGCCCCGGGGCUGCCAUCCCCGCCUCCAGAGAGCCCCGGGGCUGCCAUCCCCGCCUCCAGAGAGCCCCGUGGCUGCCAUCCCCGCCUCCAGAGAGCCCCGGGGCUGCCAUCACCGCCUAG